AUGGGAGCUUGGAUAUUGUUCCGUCUCAUGGUGAUUUGUUGGUUCUUUUUGUCAUUACCUCAAACAUGCCUAUCAAGUAUUCAAAAAAUUGGCAAAGUGAACCCCGGGUUCAAAGGGUCCCAAAUGCAAUUCAUCGACAACGGGGGCUUGUUCCUUUUAUCGAACAACAGUGAUUUCGGAUUUGGUUUCAAGGCCAACACCGAUAUCACUUCAUUCACUGUUGUUAUCGUUCACAUUUCCAGUUCAAGGAUCAUUUGGUCUGCAAAUAGAGGCUCUCCAGUUGCCAAUUCUGAUAGCUUUGUGUUUGAUGAUGUUGGCAAUGCUUAUAUUCAAAGCAAUGGGAAAGUUAUUUGGUCAACAAGCACCGCCGGAAAAGGGGUUUCCGCCAUGGAAUUACUUGAUUCCGGCAACUUGGUUCUGGUUGGUGUUGAUGGUGUUAUUGUUUGGCAAAGUUUUAGCCAUCCAACAAACACCCUUAUGCCAAAUCAAGAUUUCAGUGCAGGGUUGAGGCUUGUAAGCGAUCCCAAAAACAAUUUGACGUUUUCUUUAGAAAUCAAAUCUGGAGACUUGAUUUUAUCCGCCGGAUUCCGAAACCCUCAACCGUAUUGGGCUAUGGGGAAGGACAAAAGGAGGAUCAUCAACAAAGAUGGUGGAAAUCUCAACUCUGCAACCAUUGAUGGCAAUUCAUGGAGGUUUUUUGAUCAAAACAAAGUCUUUCUAUGGCAAUUUGUGUUUGCAGAUGGUGUUGAUGGUAACACCACCUGGGCUGCAGUUUUAGAAGAAGAUGGCUUCAUUAGAUUCUAUAAUCUCCCAGUGAAAACCUCCGGAAAUCUAGUAAUACCCGAUGAUCAAUGUGGUACGCCUCAAUCUUGUUCGCCUUAUCUCGUUUGUCACGAUGGAAAAACAUGUCAAUGCCCAUCUGGACUCAAUGAAAUGAACUGCAAACCGAGCGUUGUUUCUUGUAGGACGGUGAAAGAGCAAGUGACUCUUGUGAAUGCCGGUGAGAAUCUGAGCUAUUCGGCUCUUGGGUACGUCCCAUCCUCUUUGAAAACCACUUUAGAUGGCUGCAAAUCCGCCUGUUUAGGUAACUGUUCUUGCCAGGUUAUGUUCUUUGAUAACAAAUCUGGGAAUUGUUAUCUGUUUGAUCAGAUUGGAAGCUUUGUAGACGCUAAAAAUGGCGUCAGUUUCGAAUCAUACGUCAGGAUUUCGCAUUCUUCAGGUGGAAAAGGAAAUAAACAGGUCACAGGAAUCGUGAUCGCAAUCGUUAUCGCUACAAUGCUUGUCAUUCUUAGCCUUGUGUUCAUUGGGGUUCGUUGGUUCAAGAAAAAGAACAAUGAUUCGGAAGAACGGCACGAUGAAACAUCAGAGGAGGAUAAUUUCUUAGAGAGUCUAUCCGGGAUGCCAGUUCGUUUUAAUUACAUAGAUCUUCAACAAGCUACGGAAAACUUCAAUAAGAAGCUCGGCCAAGGAGGGUUCGGGUCGGUUUACGAAGGGGUGUUAAAAGAUGGGACCCAAAUAGCAGUUAAGCAGUUAGAAGGGAUCGGUCAAGGGAAGAAAGAGUUUCGAGCAGAAGUGAGCAUCAUCGGCGGGAUCCACCACCACCAUUUGGUUCGGCUUAAAGGGUUUUGUGCAGAAGGUGCGCACCGGCUCCUCGUUUACGAGUACAUGGCAAAUGGCUCGUUGGACCGGUGGAUUUUCAAGAAAAAGAAAACCGAGUUCUUGUUGGACUGGGAUACGAGAUAUAACAUUGCGGUCGGUACCGCAAAAGGACUUGCGUACCUUCACGAAGACUGUGACGUGAAGAUCGUUCAUUGCGAUAUCAAGCCGGAAAACGUGCUACUUGACAGGAAUUUCCGAGCAAAAGUUUCGGAUUUCGGUUUGGCAAAGCUGAUGACAAGAGAACAAAGCCAUGUUUUCACAACUUUGAGGGGGACAAGAGGGUACUUAGCACCCGAAUGGAUCACGAACUACGCGAUAUCCGAAAAAAGCGACGUUUACAGCUACGGUAUGGUGCUUCUUGAGAUAAUUGGUGGACGGAAAAACUAUGAUUCCUCGAUGAUCUCCGAGAAAUCUCAUUUUCCAUCUUACGCAUUUAAGAUGAUGGAAGAAGGCAAGAUUCAAGAAAUCAUGGACCAACAAAUGAAAAUAGAUGAGAGUGAUGAACGGGUAACCGUUGCAAUACAGGUGGCUCUUUGGUGCAUACAAGACGAUAUGAACCUACGGCCUCCGAUGACGAAAGUGGUUCAAAUGCUCGAGGGUUUAUGCCCAGUGCCUGCACCACCAAUGGCAUCACAAACGGGUUCUCGGCUCUAUUCAGGCUUGUUCAAGUCGAUUAGUGAAGGCGGCACUUCCUCAGGGCCAUCCGACUGUAACAGCGAUGCGUAUUUAUCUGCUGUUCGUCUCUCGGGACCCCGAUAGCAUAUGUAUAUAUCCGACCGUAUUUGUGAAUUUUUGUAAUAUUAUUAGUAACAAGUUAAAUAUUGAAA
Molecule: messenger RNA, 2486 nt
Organism: Cynara cardunculus var. scolymus (artichoke)
Lineage: Eukaryota; Viridiplantae; Streptophyta; Magnoliopsida; Asterales; Asteraceae
Product: G-type lectin S-receptor-like serine/threonine-protein kinase SD2-5
Exons: 1
Coding region: 1-2418 (805 amino acids)
Biological process (GO): protein phosphorylation
Molecular function (GO): ATP binding; protein serine/threonine kinase activity
Source: RefSeq, a predicted model, not a curated record